Sciurus carolinensis (gray squirrel) is the source of this 1281-nucleotide messenger RNA. RefSeq names its product extensin-like. The transcript has 4 exons. NCBI's taxonomy places the organism in Eukaryota, Metazoa, Chordata, Mammalia, Rodentia, Sciuridae. The record is from RefSeq and is a predicted model, not a curated record. The coding region runs from base 1 to 1281 and encodes 426 amino acids.
AUGACUUCAGCUCCCCAGGACGGCUGCUCGGCCCAGAACAUUCCCUCCCUCUUCACAGGCAGCCCUUCUCCUUCCAGGGCACCCCCACCACCCCCUGCACGCCAUUGCCAGCCCGCAGCAGAACUGGGACUCCCGGAGUCGGGCCCGGGGGUGGCUCCGCGACACAGCCUGGCCCAGCGGGUGUUCGCUGAUCCGGUCAGGUUUGUGCUUCUGGUCCAAGUGUCCAGGCAGCUGGUGACCUGCACAGAGAUGGCCUGGCGCAGCCACGUGAGCACAGCGCAUCCAGGGAGCUCCAGGGUAGCAGGGUCGGGGACACGGGUUCCAUCCGAGGCCUCCGCAGAGGACCACAUUGUCCAGUUGACCCGUUGUCCCCUGGGGGGAGCCCAGACGCUCUUCGCAGGUACAGAGGAAGCUUGGGCUGGGGGCAGCGAGUGUCCCAGGACGUGGCCUGCAGGGGGCGCUGGGCCUCUGGCCUCCGAGGAACAGACUGUGCAAGACCUGCCUGGGCCACCCGGCCCCACCCACGACCCUCUCGCGACCCCGCCCACAGCCCCACCCACGACCCACUCACGACCCCACUCACGGCCCCACUCACGGCCCCACCCGCGAACCCACCCGCGAACCCACCCGCGGCCCCAGCCACGGCCCACUCACGACCCACCGGCGGCCCCACCCACGGUCCACUCACGGCCCCACCCACUGCCCACCUACGACCCCGCCUACGACCCCCACUCACGGCCCCACCCGCGAACCCACCCGCGGCCCCAGCCACAGUCCACUCACGACCCACCGGCGGCCCCACCCACGACCCACCCACAGCCCCACCCACGACCCACUCACGACCCCACUCACGGCCCCACUCACGGCCCCACCCGCGAACCCACCCGCGGCCCCAGCCACGGUCCACUCACGACCCACCCGCGGCCCCACUCACGGUCCCGCCCACGACCCCCACUCACGGCUCCACCCAUUGCCCACCCACGACCCCGCCCACAGCCCAACUCACGGCCCCACCCAUUGCCCACCCACGACCCCGCCCACAGCUCCACCCACUGCCCACCCACAACCCCGCCCACGACCCCCACUCACGGCCCCACCCACGACCCCUCCCACGGCCCCACCCACUGCCCACCCACGACCCCGCCCACGACCCCCACUCACAGCCCCACCCGCGACCCCACCCGUGACCCCACCCACGGCCCACUCACGGCCCCACCCGUGACCCCACCCGCGACCCCACCCACGGCCCACUCACGACCCCACUCACGGCCCCACCCGUGA